AUGGCGUCUCCUCUACAUAUUAAGAGCAAUGAAACGUUUUACUAUUCGAACAUAUCCAAUGUGGGGGAGGAGAUGGGGAAGGGAUCGACGAACAGUGCAGGUGCCUCGAAACGAGAGGGAUCUUAUGAAAGAAAGGAUAGUGGGAAGGUGCACUCGGACAAAUAUGUGUGGUGCUUCUACAACAACAUGUAUAAGAAGAUGGAGGUGUGCGGAUUCAGCGAGUCGGGAAAGUCUUACACCCUUAAGAGAAAAGGAGAGACCCUGGAGAAUGUCCCCAAAGAGAAUGUCACCCCGUGCCUGAAGGAGCACAUUCAUCUGGACAGCGAAAACAACGUCGACAUUAUACAACUGAAUGAGCCCAACGUGAUAGAAAAUUUAAAAAACCGAUAUGCGAAAAAUAAGAUAUACACAUUUCAUGUGUCCCUCCUCUUGGCCAUCAACCCGUACAAGCAAAUCAAGGGGCUCUACGGAAUGAAGAGUAUGAACCGAUACUUGAACAAGUUUGGGAUGGGGUGCUUGGGAAGAGGCAGGGGCAACAACCUCAGUGAUAAGCAUAGCGGCGGGGGUGGUAGGACUGAUGAGUGCUUCGAAGACAGGAGCGCCUCUUCGCACGACGAGGGAAAUUCCGCAAACCAAGCGCACAUCUACGACAUCGGCAACAUGGCCUACAAGAAUAUGGUGCUGAAGAAGAAGAGACAAACCAUCGUCGUGUCGGGGCAUAGCGGAAGUGGGAAAACGGAAAAUUGUAAAAUUCUCUUCAAGUAUUUCCAUUACAUUUUCUUCCACAAGAAUGGAGGGGGUGGGGUGGGAGAGGACGAAGCGGAAAAAGAUGCAACACUGCUCCGUCACACAUAUUCCCGUGGAUGCCCUUCAGAAGACCUUCACCCGGAUGAUGUGAGCGGAGAUGCAAACCGCCAACGGCUAGACAAACUAAUAUACAUUAACAGCAUCAUCGAGGCCAUGAGUAACGCCAAGACGAUCAAGAACAAUAAUAGCAGCAGGUGCGGACGGAUCAACGAUUUGGUGUUUGAGGAAAGGAAGAAGACAGAUGAAACCAUUUUUAAUUAUUGCUUCUCCAACAUUAAGAUUUUAAUCCUCCUGCUGGAACUCAAUCGGUGCAUUAGUCACAACAAGGGGGAAAGGAAUUUUCACAUUUUUUACCAAGUCAUUAGGGGGUUGACAGAUGCGCAGUUGAGUGAGAGGGGACUGGUGAGAGAUGUUCAUCGGUAUAGGCUUCUCACGUGUGGUAGCCAGGGGGGGGACAGUGGUACAGGUGAAUCUGCCCUUGAGGAAGAGCAGAAAGAUGAAAAAAAUUUUCAACACUUGAUGGAAGGCCUGAGGUAUAUACAGUACGAUGAGGGGAGGAUAAAUGAGCUUGUGGAUGUCAUCGCUGGGGUUAUUCACUUGGGGGAGAUUGAUACGGGUGUGGAAGGAGAAGGUGAUUCACUGCACAAUGAGGAGCGCGAUGAGUCGAGUAGUCACAGCUACAAAAAUGCAUGUGCCUGUUUGCGCUUGCCCAUUGCUGAUCUACAAAGCAUGAUAAAGUUUAAAUGUAUUCACGUCUCGGGGGAAAGGAUCAGGACCCGUCGGAGUAGAGACAAUUCAAUGUACACUCUGCAUAGCUUGAUAAAGGUGAUAUACAAAAAUGUAUUUAACAAAGUCGUGAGCGACAUAAAUAGGAUUCAUUUGUCUUCGAAAGAGAUAGAAGAGAUUAUGAAUGAGUCUGUGUAUGCGAAGAAUAAUCAUAUCAUUUCCAUUUUGGACCUAUACGGGUUUGAGGAUCUAGCUUCCAACGACUUUGAGCAGCUGUGUAUCAAUCUGGCCAAUGAAAAAUUAAACAAUUAUUACAUUAUGAAUGAAGUAGAAAAAGAAAAGCAAAUUUAUAAGGAGGAAAAUAUCCUGUGGACUGAAAUUUCUAUUCCUAAUUAUAAAGACACAAUCCUUUUGGUUGAAAAAUUAUUUUCUAAUCUAGAUGAUAUCACGAAGCUGAAUAGCUCUGGGCAGAAGAAAGGGGAUGAAAAUUUCUUUUCUUAUCUUUUAAAUAAUGAGAAGAGUUACCUGGAGAAGGGUACAUACGGCUUUGUUAGCAGCAAGGACGGGUCCCUCACAGGUAGAAGGCACGGUGUGAAGAGGAACGUGUUCUUUGUGAGGCACUACGCGGGGUGUGUGGCUUACACGGUGAACGAUUGGAUAAAGAAGAACAGCGACCGGGUUGAGGUGGAGAUACAGGAGUUGAUUGCCCAGUCGGGCAACUGGUUCCUUGGCGGGGGGGCAUCGACGAGUACACGCGGUGAAGAGGAACCAGGCGCAGCCCCCGGUCACGGAGAAGGAAAUCUGAGCAAAUUACAAAAUGGGCAUGGCCAAACAGCCCAGCGAAGAGUAGGUAAUGUACCAAGUGACGCGAACUGUUUCUUGGCCUCUGCAAAGCGGGGGGGAGGCGGAGGAGGAGGAGGACUAGUAGCAGUACCCACCACAGACAGCAGUCACACCAUCUGCAACAAAAAUGUCCUGAGUGUAAGUAAAAAGUAUAUAAAGGAGUUAGAUAAAUUAUUCUCCAAUAUGGAGAAUACGGAUCUACAUUACAUUAGGUGUAUAUUACCAAACGAACAAAUGAAGAGAGAUACCUUCAAGAGGAGAUUGAUUUACACUCAGUUGAAACAGUGUGGAGCGAUUGAAAUGGUAAAGGUUGUGAAUAGAGGCUUGUCUCACAAGGUGCUGAAGGGAGAAUUGCUAAACAGAUGCGUGAGGGACAUUCCGAACAACAUGAAACAUUGUAGAGAUGAUGAUGUUGUUUAUUAUUUCAUGAGAUUGUUUGGAGAAAAAAAUACCUUCAAAUUAGGAACCCAUUAUAUUUUUAUGGGUUCAAGUAUGUAUACAGAUGUGCAUGGGUAUUUGUAUGGUGGUGACUUUGAUCAGAUCAGCAGUCUUCUUCCCCUGAUGGAGGAAAGAAAAGAAAAAAUCUUCAAAGAAAUACGAGAAAUGCGAUUUAGGAGGUCCGUGUUGGUGGUACAAAUAUACAACUGGAUGAACACGUACUACAGGACCUACUUGAAUAAAAAAAAAAGGAUGAAGGAAAUGGCGUGCGAUUAUAUGUAUAAAAUUUACUUAAUAUUCAAAACGGUGAUGAGUGUGAAGAGGACCCUGGGGUACAACGUGCGUCGACUGCAGAGGGUGUUGGCGCGCAAGGCGUACGGGGGGUUCUUCAAGCAGGUGCGGGCGGUCAAGAGGCGUACCUCCUUCGGCAGAGCAGUCCGUUCAAAGGUUGGUGCAGGGGGAGGUCAAGCAGCAGUCACUACGGCAGUCACUACGGAAGUCACUAAAGAAGGCAAUGAGGAAGGAAAUGAGAAAGGCUUCGCGCCGACCUUGUCCUCCCCCCCUUGCCAAGACGCACGUACCAACUGCCUCCACCACGUGGCACCAGAAAUAUUUGUGGCCACCCCGGACAAUUACCAUCACGUGUAUAACAACAUCGACUGGGUCGUGGUGUUCCGAGAGAAGCAGCUGCACCUGUACAUCAUCUCUUACUCCUUUGAGCGGAUGAGCAAAAAGUAUCUCCCCGAUUAUGACUCCGUCACAGUGAAGAAGGUUCCUUGGGGAGGGGAAACCCCCCUUACACAGUUCGAGAACGACAGCCACAUGCCUCCUCCCCCAAUCCAUUGCAGCAGCCAGCACCCUGUGUACAAAAACAUAUUCCUAGCGGUGGGCGCCGAUUUAUCAGUGCGUAUCUUUACCUACCCGACAUUGGACUCCAUUAAGAGCUUCUUAAAAAAGAAGAUCGAGUUAAUGAAGAAGGGCAGCGAGGAUGUGCCCAGCACGUACCUGCCACAGUUGCAUCGGAGUAGGAAAUUUGGAGGGCCAUCAUCAAUGGGAGCAGCAACUAGGAAAGGAACUGAACGAGGUGAACUCUUCAGCGAAGAAAAUCUUAAGAUGUUCAUGCAUAUGUACAAAAAUGUGUAUGUGUUGAGUUGUCUCGGGAAGGCACCAGGGGGGGGCGAAGUGAUGGAGGAGGGAGGACAAUGCAGGGGAAAGACGAGAAAAAGGAAAGAAGAGUAUACGUUGUUGAAGAGAAUAAAUAAAGAAGAAUAUCUGGAGAGGGAGAUGUACACAAACCCUUCAUUUAAAAUGCUAAAGAUUACUUUCCUCCCCACGAGCCUUAGCCAGUUCAUGUGUUUGUCCUAUGUACACGUAAGAAAGGAUCAUUACUUAUUGGUGACCUUCGUAAAUUAUUUCUCGAAGCCAAUUUAUAAUUACACAACGAGAAUUAACAUCAGUAACGUUAUCAACAAUGAGCAGUUUUGGAAUUUCUUUUUAAAUUUUUGUGGCGAGUCUGUUCUUACUGGUUCAAUAGAAGCGGUGAGGAGAUUCCCCGGGGGAAGGAAAGAGGGGGGGGAGGAAGUUUCCCCAGGGGAACAACAUGAAGAGAGAAAAAAAAAAGACGUGGAAAACUACCUCAGCACAAUAAAAAUGUCUGUAAUUAACAAUACCCAUGUAAUUAUUCACGGAGCUUGUCUUUUGAGUCUAGUACAAGUACAGCGUUACGAUAUACCUUGUGCAGAGGUGUGUGCACGGGAGUAUGAGUACAAAUAUUUGAAAGUGGUGUUCAACCUGAUAUGCUUUGAAGUCUUUAGCCACGUGUGUGACGAGCACCUGGGGAAAUUGUCGCACGAUCUGAAGCACGGCUUGGUUGUUGAUGAGUUGUUUGGGUCGGGCGGGGAGCGAAACAAUAGUUGGCAGCAGAAGAAUACUCGGAUUUGCCUGAACGGGUCAGGCGAUUCUCAUACGUGUGCACAGUUGGGAGGACCGAGUGACCAAGUGGGGAACGACCUCCACGAAGCAGAAUCGCGUCUAUCGCGUGAAUCACGUGAAGCGCCUCGCCAGUGCGCCUUCUACAUAUUUUCCCCACGGGGGGAAAUAUAUGUCUUGACGAAUGGCGGGCAUGAGGGGGGAUCCUCCACUGGGGGGGAGCUCUUUCGCCACGGCCCCUGGGCAAUUAGGAAAUUCUCAUACAGGCAGUCAUUAAAGAGGGAGGAAGGGAAGACCCAGGAAGGGGCAAAUGAAGAGGAUGAAGAUGUCCUUCCGUACAGCUACUACGGAAUCUUUAACAUGAAUCUGAGCUACUUUUACAAGCAGGAGUACUACAAAAGUUUCGUCACGUUGAAUCCUUCUGUCCAGGCGACGAUUAGAAAAUAUGUCUCUCGGGAGAAGGCGUCAGUCAUGGGGGUCAGCAGGUGCAUUAGCACAUCUUUGUUUCCCGAUGUGUGCGUUUUGCGUGAGUGGAACAAGUGUAGGCGCGUCGGGGGUAUGAAGCGGGACUGCCUUUACUACAGCUUAAGGAAUGAUGGGGAGGUCAUGACCCUGUGCCACGGGGAGGGGCAACCAGAGCCCCUGCCUGACUCCAAGUAA
This is a messenger RNA of Plasmodium fragile, 5403 nucleotides long. RefSeq lists its product as uncharacterized. Gene Ontology annotation, biological process: actin filament organization; vesicle transport along actin filament. NCBI's taxonomy places the organism in Eukaryota, Apicomplexa, Aconoidasida, Haemosporida, Plasmodiidae. The record is from RefSeq and is a predicted model, not a curated record. Gene Ontology annotation, molecular function: actin filament binding; microfilament motor activity; ATP binding. The transcript has 2 exons. Gene Ontology annotation, cellular component: cytoplasm; actin cytoskeleton; myosin complex. Bases 1 to 5403 code for a protein of 1800 amino acids.